Messenger RNA from Galendromus occidentalis (western predatory mite), 744 nucleotides. Its product is annotated as UPF0462 protein C4orf33 homolog. The transcript has 7 exons. The record is from RefSeq and is a predicted model, not a curated record. Bases 1 to 717 code for a protein of 238 amino acids. NCBI's taxonomy places the organism in Eukaryota, Metazoa, Arthropoda, Arachnida, Mesostigmata, Phytoseiidae.
AUGUGGUUACACUACAGUAUCCAGCAAACAUGGUACGGAACGCCGCGAGUCCCGGCGUACAACUUCACAGUCAACCGGGAGACCAAUGGAGAAGUCCCAAUCACCUUGGACGCUCCUUUCUACAACGAGCCGGAGGCUCCGAGGAGCACGCGGAUGGGCGGGUUCCUCGGCUUGUUGAAUUUCGAAGCCUUCGAAAUGCAAUUUAUCGGGGACAACAACCAAUGUCUUCACGUCAUAGUGGGCCCUGCUGGACAUUACAUCAUCUUCCUCAUGCUGAACGAGCGAUUGAGCAUUAAAGACGACUUGAGGAUGGCCUAUGAUUCGAAGGUGUCAUACACGCCGCCGUAUUGGAGAGCAACGAUAAAGAUACCCAUGGAGUACUUCCCGAAAAAUGUCAAGCUUUUCAAUGCGGCCGCCCGACACGGCACCAGCGAACGUAGGAGCAUGGAUGUUCUGUAUCUAGACAACGAGCCACUGCCUUCCUACUUCUCAAGCCCUCCAUUCCGGACGGCCCAGCCGAUUAAUUUCGAGAAGGUUUUGCUCCGUUACGACAACUCUAAGAUCUCCCCCGUCUGGACUAAGGCGAUUGAAGAGUACCGCAACGCGCCACGCGAUUCUGCUAGAGCGACUCGCUCAUCCUUGAUGCCGGAAUCGGUGGUGGGAAUGUUUCUACUAGCCUACUCUCUUGGAUACCUGGCUUACCUGAAAUUCCUCUAGCGGCAAACCGAAUGUGUCGCCAUUCAU